UCGGGCGGGGAGGAAGGAAUGCCAAUCGUAAACUUUACAAUUUGCGGCAAGGAACGUCAAGAUAUAUUUUGAUUCGAUCCAGGAACUUUUGCAGAAAGCGAUAACUCUCAUACUAUCGCAUAUCUCACUCAGAUAAACACCAGCCAUGUCAUCCACCACCAAAACAGCAAGAAUUGGAGAAGAGCUUUGGAAAACGAGGGUUGACAAGGUCAACGCGGAGCUGGUAACAUUGACGUACGGAACGAUCGUGGCACAACUUUGUCAAGACUAUGAUGGCGACUACACCGAAGUAAACAAACAGCUGGACAAGAUGGGUUACAACAUUGGGUUGCGGCUUAUCGAGGACUUUCUGGCCCGCUCGAACGUAGGCCGAUGCGCCAACUUCCGGGAAACGGCUGAUAUGGUCGCAAAGGUCGGGUUCAAGAUGUUCCUCAAUGUCUCGCCGACGGUCACGAACUGGACAAGCGACAACAACCAAUUCUCCCUCAUCUUCGAAGAAAACCCACUAGCAGACUUUGUGGAAUUACCCGAUGACGGAAGAUCCCAAGAUGAACUGUGGUUUUCCAAUAUCCUGUGUGGUGUCCUCCGCGGCGCACUUGAGAUGGUCCAAAUGCAGAUCGACGCGCAUUUCGUCAGCGAUGUCCUGCGCGGCGAUGAUACGACGGAGAUGCGGGUAUCGCUAGUGAGAUACAUUGAAGAUGAGAUGCCACCAGACGAGGAGUAAACGGGGCCACACUUGGGAGGACCAAUGCGUAUUUAGAGUCUGUCGACCAUUGAGGCGUCCGGUGUUUCUGGGAUGUGCAAAUUUUAAUUCAAAUCUUCGUUUAUACUUGUCGCGAUGGGCCCACGACUAUGUCGUAGCGUUCAAACUUGAUUCAGUGGUUGUUUAUAGUUCUAAUCAAGAAGUGACGUCUCAC
Molecule: messenger RNA, 917 nt
Organism: Aspergillus glaucus CBS 516.65
Lineage: Eukaryota; Fungi; Ascomycota; Eurotiomycetes; Eurotiales; Aspergillaceae
Product: TRAPP complex core subunit BET3
Exons: 5
Coding region: 146-724 (192 amino acids)
Biological process (GO): endoplasmic reticulum to Golgi vesicle-mediated transport; intra-Golgi vesicle-mediated transport
Cellular component (GO): cis-Golgi network membrane; TRAPP complex; cytosol
Source: RefSeq, a predicted model, not a curated record